This is a messenger RNA of Coregonus clupeaformis (lake whitefish), 4898 nucleotides long. RefSeq names its product neurabin-2. NCBI's taxonomy places the organism in Eukaryota, Metazoa, Chordata, Actinopteri, Salmoniformes, Salmonidae. Gene Ontology annotation, molecular function: actin filament binding. Gene Ontology annotation, biological process: neuron projection development; actin filament organization; calcium-mediated signaling. The transcript has 11 exons. Gene Ontology annotation, cellular component: dendrite; postsynaptic density; actin cytoskeleton. The record is from RefSeq and is a predicted model, not a curated record. The coding region runs from base 382 to 2919 and encodes 845 amino acids.
AUAAACCCAUAGAUUUAGCAGUCGGUUCAGUGGGCUAAUAAAUAAUCCAUAGGCCUAACUGUUCGAUUAUUGUCCCGAAUUUAUUGUGUUUUUUUGUCUAUUUUGUUUUGCUCGACAUCAAGGGUUAACGUUGCCUGUGAUGCCAUAUGCUGUUGGUUGAGAGGAGAGGAGAGGAGUGGAGCGAGCGAGAGAGAAGGCAUCAGUUCGCUACGCUCGCAAGGGUAUCAGAAGCGAAAACAGAACGUGGACACAAUGGAUUCUAUAAAAGACGGAUCGUAACUUGAACCAACCUCUGUGAAACACUGAACAAGGGGGAGGAAGACAGAAGACAGAGGAGCUAUGCUGUUACUGCCAAGUCUCAGUGGCUCAGUUUGAUUAACCAUGAUGAAGACUGAACCCCCAUCGGCGGGCAGUGCCAGCUCCACCCUCCGGAGCCCGUCCCCCCACAGAAACGCCUAUGAGGCGGGCAUCCAGGCUCUGAAGCAGGCCCAUGACGCCCUGAACAACGCCGCCAAUGGAGACGAUGCUGCUAAGGACGGCAAGCCGCCACGGCCUCCCGGCAGGGGCCGCCGCCAGUACGGCUCCAAUGUCCACCGCAUCAAGAACAUGUUCAUGCAGAUGCAGUCGCCGGGCGACGAGGAUGACCCGUCCAAGGCCAAUGACCAGGCGGUGCGGCUGUCCCUGCCCAGGGCCAGCAGCCUCAACGAGGACGUGAACCACAGCGCCCUGCUCAAGCUGGGUGCCACAGUCUCCGAGCGUGUCAACCGCUUCGACCCCAAGGGCGGCGAAGUCGGCGGGUCCCGAGGGGCCUCAGCAGGAUACUCCAAGCUGCAGGAGACGAGGAAGAUCUUUGAGCAGCGCCAGCUACAGGAGAAGCAGUCCGCCACCAACCGCAUCCUGCUCAAGAAGGAGCGUCCGGUUUCGUCCGCGGUCCAGGACAGCCGACUGGACGUGGUAGUGCGCUUCAACGGCAGCACUGAGUCUCUGGACUGCCUGGAUACGGUAGGGGGAGCCGGUGAGGCAGUGUCGCCUACCGUAAGCCAGCUUAGCGCCGUCUUUGAGAAGGCCGACGUGAGGAACAACCUGCACCGGCCCUCCUCCACGUCCCCGCUGCCCUCCCGAGGAGAAAGCCCCACUCCGGCGAAAACAGCAGAAUGCCUCAACUCCAAAAUCAUCGACAGGAAGGUGCAAGUCUUGCCCCCAGGCAAUCAGGAGGAUGGGAGCAGUCAACUCUUGGACCAGGAGUGUUCCCCCAGAAGCCCCAAGAACAGAGCAGCUCCCCGAAAUGAUGAAGGCUCCUCAGGAAGUCCACGAACAGGGGACAGGACCUCUUCUGCUUCUACCGAAACCAAGCCUGAGAGGGAGAGAGGGAAGGAAGCCAGGGGCUCAAGUACCGGAGGCGAGCCUGGCAGGGAACCCAUACCCGGGGACCAGGAUGACUCCUCCGCACCCGAGGCAGGGAGCCGGCUGGUGCAGGCCGAGGUCCACGCCUCACUGGAAAAUGGAGAGGACCCUGGGGGCCCCAACGACAUGGCAGGGAGGCAGGAGGGAGAGAGGGGCCACAGGGAGGAGCCAGUGGAGGGGCCCCAUUGUGAGGGACAGGAAGAGGAUGGCCUGGAGGAGGAGUCUCGUAAGGAGGAUUACUCGGAGGGCGACCUGGUGGACAUCAGCGCGUACAGCGGCAUCGGAGAGGACUCCGGCGGCAGCCAGCUGGAUGAGGAUGAGGAGGAGGAAGAUGAGCCCUACGAGCCAGAGUCGAGCUGCUCUGAGAUCCCGGGACUGCCUGCCGAGGAGGAAGCACUGCCGGAGAACAGGAAGAUCUGCUUUAGCACUGGACCAAUAAAGGUGUUCACCACGUACUCCAAUGAGGACUACGACCGGCGUAACGAUGACGUGGACCCCAUGGCGGCGUCGGCUGAGUACGAGCUGGAGAAGAGGGUGGAGAGACUGGACCUCUUCCCUGUGGAAUUGGAGAAAGAUGGGGACGGUCUGGGGAUCAGCAUCAUCGGCAUGGGUGCCGGGGCGGACAUGGGUCUGGAGAAACUGGGCAUCUUCGUCAAGACGGUCACUGAUGGAGGAGCUGCACACCGAGAUGAAAGGAUCCAGGUGAAUGACCUGAUCGUGGAGGUGGACGGGACCAGUCUGGUGGGCGUGACCCAGGCCUUUGCUGCCUCCGUCCUCAGGAACACCACCGGCACUGUCAAGUUCAUGAUUGGCCGAGAGAAGCCAGGUGAGCAGAGUGAGGUGGCCCAGCUGAUCCAGCAGACCCUGGAGCAGGAGCGCUGGCAGAAAGAGAUGAUGGAGCAGCGCUACAGCCAGUACAUGGAGGAGGACGAGGAGACAGGUGAGUAUGCCACGGACGAGGAGGAGGAGAUGAGCCCCAUGUUCCCCAACGCCAUAGAGGUGUUUGACCUGGCGGAGAAUGAGGACAUGCUCUCCCCCAUGGAGAUGGACCCUGAGAAACUGGCCCACAAGUUCAAAGAGCUUCAGAUAAAGCAUGCCGUCACCCAGGCUGAGAUUCAACAGCUGAAGAGAAAGCUGGCGCAUGCAGAGCAGGACAAGCUGCGCUGGCGCAUGGAGCGUGCCCAGCUGGAACAGAGCGUUCGGGAGAACAAGGAACGCAUGGAGAAGCUGGAGGGCUACUGGAUGGAGGCCCAGAGUCUGUGUCAGGCGGUGGACGAACACCUGAAGGAGACACAGGCCCAGUACCAGACCCUGGAGCGCAAGUACAGCAAGGCCAAGCGCCUCAUCAAGGAAUACCAGCAGAAGGAGAUUGAGUAUCUGAAGAAGGAGACGGCUCAGCGCAGAGCCCAAGAGGAGACAGAGGCCACUCAUAAGGAAGAGGCAGACAACCUCCAGGAUAAGAUCACAGACCUGGAGACCAAGGUGGAUGCUCUGAAGACAUCUGAUCCCUCCUAAACCUCUGGCAGAGAGAGGGAAAGGAGGAACAAUGCCUUCACACUGGGGCCAUCCUUUUUCGAAUCCACGUUUUCCCUGACGGAUAGUAAGAACGACAAAAGAAGAAGAAAAAUAAUGGAGAAAGAAAGACUUUAGGGGCAGCAGUUUGAAGGGGUGGGGGGGGGGGGUUGUUUAAAAGACACCUGCAAGGGAAAAUUGAAGAAGAAAUGUGUGUUUUCAACUAAUGUCUGUCAUUUGCUUCGAGCCGCGUCAACAAUACCUGGAGUCCUUGUUGCAUCGAACCACAUUCAACUAGUUGACUACCCAACUGAUCAAUCUGUGAAGAAGGUUGCUUGUCUUCUAUGCGCUUCUUUCUGUCUUAUCACUUGUAAAAUAACUAACCAGGAAAUACAGCCCCUACUGACUUAACGCUUCUAAACUAGACUUACUGGUUCAAUAAUAAAUCAACUGGAUAUGGGAAACAGAAUUGGACAAAAGAAACUGAUAUGAUGACAGAGACUCCUCAAAUACUGGUAUAGCCUACUGGUGACAGACAGUGCUUCUGCUGUAUGGCAUGAUCUCUCUUGAUUUCUACUAACUGAACAAAAGAAAAUGGCCGCUUCCCCUUUUUGCUCGACUGCUCCCCUUGUAUGAUGGAAAGACUCAGGUUGGGUUCAAAUUCAUUUGUACAGUGAUGAUAUGCUUGUUUUGUAUAUAUUCUUUACAUAUAUUUAAAAUUGCUUAAAAAGCUUAAGCAAUGUGGCUGGGUUGGGAGUGGGAGGGCGUUGAAUGGAAUCGACGUAAGCAUCGAGAACACUGGGUAUACAGAAGAUGGUCUAAUUCCAUGUGGAUAUAGGCCACGCAAAGUGGCACAUUUUCCUUUUCUAUUAGCAAAAUGGCAAACAGGGUGUGAAUAUGUGCAAGCUUAACAGUUCAAUGUGUUACUUGUGGUUUUACUUGCGUAUGUCUCACCUUGGGUUCUGAUAACUCAGUGUCAGUAUUAUUUGACUUUGUGCUUCACUCUAUAUGAAUUUCAGAAUCUGGGUUUUUCCUGCCCCAACCAGUAAGGUCUUACUCACGCUCUCACAUUUGCAUCUGGAAUCACUGCUAAUUUAGCAAAGGGGGUUAGAUAUAGCCCCCCUUCGGAUUUGGGGACUGGAUGUCAAUCUUUGUGUGAUGUUGGGGUAACUAGAACCAUGGGAUAAUGUUGAUGUUACAUAGCAGCUUUAUGAAAGAGAGCGAGAUCGACGGAGGCAGGGGGGGAAUGCUCCAGCAUGCCUCAAUAGUCUCAAGUGGCUUCCUAUCUCCUUGUCCCCUUUCCUUCAUUUCAUCUGAUCUGAAAAACACAGGGAAGGUAAAAGCAAAGCAGUGUGUCUGAUCUGAUUCCUACACUGGACAGGUGACAAGAGGUCCUCUGGUAUCUCAGGUCAGUGCAGAUGAAGGAGACGGGAGGAGGAGGAGGCCACUGUGGACUACUGAGGUGCAGUAAAAGGUCUUUGUCUGUCGACACGAUGCUCUCGCUUGAAUCUCCAUUAAUACCAGUCAGCUGCCUUGCUCCCUCUGUGCUGCUCAUGUUUGUCAACAGUCUCCUGUUUCAGGGCUUUACGUUUUCAGUCGUGCGUGUCUUCUUAUCCAAGACUAGGCAUUUGGAACUUCCUGUCAUAACUUACUUCUCUGUCCCCUAGUAGCACAAACGGGUCAGACUCAUUUUCCCCCAGUAUGUAUUAAUUUUUUAUCUUAAAAAUUGCCCUAUUAUUAAUUUAAUCUUGUAUCAUUUUAUUUGUGUUUUAAUGUCAAAUGUAUAUUAUUUUAACUGAAAACAGAUGUAUUUGACAGUUUUCAUGGGCCCAAUGUUACAUUAUAUCUGUUAUGUGGCAGUACUGCUCUAAACCAGGAGGUGUCACUCUUUCUGUGAGUUUGAUUGAGAGAAGGAAUACUAGGUCAUGAGGUAGUGGCUAAUUCCUGGUGUACCAUCUGGAAUAAACUGACACGUUUUCUGA